Messenger RNA from Limanda limanda (common dab), 1236 nucleotides. It is a transcript of the gene rbfox1, whose product is annotated as RNA binding fox-1 homolog 1. The record is from RefSeq and is a predicted model, not a curated record. Gene Ontology annotation, cellular component: nucleus; cytoplasm. The transcript has 12 exons. Gene Ontology annotation, molecular function: mRNA binding. Gene Ontology annotation, biological process: nervous system development; regulation of alternative mRNA splicing, via spliceosome. NCBI's taxonomy places the organism in Eukaryota, Metazoa, Chordata, Actinopteri, Pleuronectiformes, Pleuronectidae. The coding region runs from base 1 to 1236 and encodes 411 amino acids.
AUGCAGCAUCCUGGAGGAACAUGCGUAGCGUUGCCCAACGUGGACGCCUGUCCCCAGCUGUCCUGCGCCGCCCUCACCUUCAUGUAUUUACAGCAGGGUAACCAGGACACACCAGCACCCCCGGACUCAUCCAUGGCCCAGGCUUACCCAUCAGCCCAGUUUGCCCCAGCACCCCAGAACAGCAUUCAAGCUGAAUUCACAGCUUCACACCCCCAUCCACAUCCACACUCCCACCCACAUCCACACCAGCACCCAGCAGCACCACCGGACUAUACUGGGGUCCAGGCCUCCAUUAGUGAGCAUCCGCUCAACAUGUACCAGUCCUCGCAGAGCCACAGUGAUCAGGGCGGGUCAGAGUCCAGCUGCCAGACGGUCACAGGCACAGCUACACAGACAGAUGAUGCCGCUCAGACGGACAGUCAGCCACCAACACAGUCUGUACCUGAAAGCACAGAUAACAAGGCCCAACCUAAGAGACUUCAUGUCUCCAACAUCCCCUUCAGGUUCAGAGACCCAGAUCUCAGGCAAAUGUUUGGUCAAUUUGGAAAAAUCUUAGAUGUGGAAAUCAUCUUCAACGAGCGCGGUUCCAAGGGUUUUGGAUUCGUAACAUUCGAGCACAGUGUGGAUGCCGACAGAGCCAGGGAGAAAUUACACGGCACCGUGGUAGAAGGUCGUAAAAUAGAGGUCAACAAUGCAACAGCCAGAGUAAUGACAAAUAAGAAGACAGUCAACCCAUAUGCAAAUGGCUGGAAGUUAAAUCCAGUGGUCAGCGCUGUCUACAGCCCAGAAUUCUAUGCAGUACCAGGUUUUCCCUACCCAGCAGCCAAUGCAGCAGCAGCAUACAGAGGAGCCCACCUACGGGGACGAGGAAGGACGGUAUACAAUACAUUUAGGGCAGCUGCUCCGCCUCCCCAUAUUCCAGCUUAUGGAGGUGUUGUUUACCAGGAUGGAUUUUAUGGUGCAGAUAUUUAUGGUGGUUAUGCUGCCUACAGAUAUACCCAACCUACUGCUGCCACAGCUGCUGCAUUCAGUGACAGUUACGGACGAGUAUACGCUGCCGACCCCUACAACCACACACUCACUCCAGCAGCCACAUACAGCGUUGGUGCCAUGAACGCAUUCACCCCAUUGACAGAUGCCAAAACUCGGAGUCAUGCUGAUGACGUGGGGCUGGUGCUGUCCUCUCUCCAGGCCAGUAUAUACCGGGGAGGCUACAGUCGCUUCGCACCCUAUUAG